This is a messenger RNA of Owenia fusiformis, 1176 nucleotides long. Lineage: Eukaryota; Metazoa; Annelida; Polychaeta; Sabellida; Oweniidae. The record is from the annotation of a GenBank genome assembly.
GACUUCUCGAUCAGAUUCAAGCUCUUAAAUGGGUCAAUGAAAAUAUAGCAUCUUUUGGUGGAGACCCAAAAGAGGUUACAAUAUUUGGAGAGAGUGCAGGAGGCAUGUCAGUUAUGGCACUAUCCAUUUCCCCACUAGCUGAAGGACUGUUCUCUCGUGCAAUUCCCCAAAGUGGAUCAGUAUUAUAUAUGGAGUACCUGCAACCAGCUGGUAGUGGCCAGUAUUUAAAUAGUGAACUUGCAAAAGCUGUUGGUUGCGAUAGUACUGCAGGGAACAAAGAACUCGUAGCCUGUCUUAGAACUACAUCUACAGAUGAUAUCAUUAAUGCUAAACCACCACAGGGAAUGUGGUACUGGCCAUUUCAGCCCACAUAUGGUGACGCAUUUAUGCCAAAGACACCAAAUGAUAUGGUGAAAGAUGCUGCUACUAAACGUCGUAUCAGAGACAUCAACUUUAUGAUUGGUAUUAUGGAAAAUGAAGGCUACCUGUUGACUGGGAAGAAUUCCUUUCCUCACUUUACCGAGAAUAAGACGAAGGAAACACUCUUCCAAGAUUAUAAGCCAAUGCUACAAAUGUUUACUCUCCCAGACCCAAGUGAUGAGGAAGCCUAUGAACGAUUGGAAAAAGCACUGAUUGAGAGAUUUCUUCCUCAGAAGAAACCAACUGAAGAUGAACUGACAUUAGCUAUAGCAAGAAUGUUUGGAGAUUCUGUACUGUCUAUACCAGUGCUCAGGACUGCAAAUGCAUUGAAAGAAAUUGGAGCAGAUGUUUUUGUAUAUGAGCUCAGCCACUCCCCUCUGCAUCUGAGAUUCCAUGGACGCCCAGCAUAUAUCAAGGCAGAUCAUGGGGAUGACAUUUUUUACAUGUUUGGCAUUUCAAAGUCCCCAAUGAACACUGAUGAUACUUUUCUUUGGGACGAUAAUGAUGUGAUCAUUGAGAAUCAGAUGCUUAAAUACUGGACAAACUUUGGGAAGACUGGCAACCCAAAUGGAGGUAAUCUGUUGGAAUGGCCACAGUUUAGCACUGACAAUCAUGAAGCUAUAAGUCUUAGACUUCGUUCAGUCAUUCUAAAUAAAUUCAGAGAUGACAGUGUGAAAUUCUGGAGUGAAACUGUUCAAAACCUAAUUAAGAAACAAGACAGUGAUCAGAAAGAAGAGUUAUAAUGAACUGUACUAG